AUGGCAUUCUUGCGGACCUUCGCUGCCCUUGCCAUCUUGGCAGCAAGUGCCAACGCCCUCCUCAUCACCAACGAAACCUCCUCCCGGUUGACACUCUCCAACAAUGACUUGACAGUCUCCCUCAACAAAUCCACCUCCCACAUCGACACCCUCACCCUCUCCGGCCAAAACCUCCUCGGCACUCAGUCUGGAUCCACAGGCAUAGGCCCUUACCUCGACUGCUACUGCACUCCCUCUGGCGCCUAUACUCCCGGCCGCAUCGCACCACAGUAUACUCUCCUCUCCGGCACCGAUGCCACAAACACUUCCUGGGGCGCGAUCGUCUUAACAGAGACCUACCCCUCAACCAAUCAGACCCUCUCCCAAUACUGGUUCCUCCGCGAUGGCGAGACGGGUCUGCAUACCUUCAGUCGUUUGACAUAUCAUAACGCCUCUCAACCGUUGUUGCGAAACCUCCAGGAGUUCCGAACGCUAUUCCGCCCCAACACUAGGCUCUGGACUCAUCUGAGCACAAACGAGCGCCAGUACGCUCCCUUACCAUACCACAACCCGGCCGCCUCCGAUCCGGGCAACGCUAUAACAGUCCAAGACGCAACAUGGUACCUCCCCAACGCCUCCGACCCCUACGUUCUCGCCGAAUCGGAUUACUUCACCAAGUACACCUUCUCCGACACAUGGCGCGACCAUAAAGUCCACGGUCUCUUCUCUGACGGAUCCACUUCCGCUGAUGGGAGUACGUUCGGCGCCUGGUUCGUCAUGAACACCAUCGAUACGUACAAUGGAGGACCAACGCAUUCGGACCUGACGGUGGAUGGGAUUGUGUAUAAUUACAUUGUGAGCAAUCACCAUGGCAAUCAGGUUCCGAAUAUUACGGAUGGAUUUGAGAGGACUUAUGGGCCGGGUUAUUAUCACUUCAACAAGGGUGCUGCGGAUGCGAGUUUGGAGGAGUUGAGGCAGGAUGCGGAGCGGUAUGCGGAUCCUGAGUGGAACGCGGAGUUCUAUGAUUCGAUAGCGAAAGUUGUGCCGGGGUAUGUACCGAGUGCUGGGAGAGGAGCGUGGAGUGGGAAGGUCGUGUUGCCGAAAGGUGCGAUGAGGCCGGUGGCGAUUCUGACAGAGAGUGGGAGGAAUUGGCAGGAUAAUGUUUUCGAGCCGGAUACGUAUCAGUACUGGGCUGAUGUUGAUGCUGGGACUGGGGAAGUUGAGAUUGGAAGGGUGAAGGCUGGGACGUAUCGGCUCACGGUAUAUGCUGAUGGGGCGUUUGGACAGUUUGAAGUCGAUGAUGUCGUUGUGGAAGCUGGCAAGACUACCACGACAGAUGUGGCAUGGACUGAAGAGUCUUGGGGAGUUGAGCUGUGGCGAAUUGGCACGCCAGACAAGAGCAGUGGUGAGUACAGGCACGGCUACCAGCCAGACCCAGAUCACCCGCUUCAUCCCGAGGAGUAUCGCAUCUACUGGGCAGUGUACGACUUUGUGGACGACUUCCCUGAAGGCGUGACCUUCGAGGUCGGAAAGGACAACGUGACUGAGGAUCUCAACUACGUCCACUGGAGCGUCUUCGGCGGCUAUGCGAACUCAAUCCGAACAGAGCCAUACUAUGGUGACGGCAAUGUCAACAACUGGACCGUACUCUUUGACGUGUCCGACACCCAGAUCAGGAACCACUCGCAGGCCACAUUGACAGUGCAACUGGCGGGCGCAAAGACCGCUGCUGGCAACACCGAUGUCUUCAACGUUACCCAGCCUUACUCGAAUCUGCCAUUCGUGGUCAAUGUGAAUGGGGACGAUCUAGAGCCGUGGACCAUCCCGUACAACCAAAGCAGUUCCUGUGCAGUGCGAUCCGCUGUAAUAUGCUACAACAUUGCACACAAGUUUGUGUUCGAUGCCAGCGUCCUGAAAGGUGGCCAGAAUGAGCUGAUCUUGAGCUUGCCUUUCAACGCGACGGACUAUGAGUCGGCACUGUUGCCAGAGUCGGUGUAUGUGCAGUACGAUGCAUUGCGGCUGGAGAUCCGUUAG
Messenger RNA from Fulvia fulva, 2013 nucleotides. RefSeq names its product putative rhamnogalacturonate lyase C. Lineage: Eukaryota; Fungi; Ascomycota; Dothideomycetes; Mycosphaerellales; Mycosphaerellaceae. The coding region runs from base 1 to 2013 and encodes 670 amino acids. Gene Ontology annotation, biological process: carbohydrate metabolic process. Gene Ontology annotation, molecular function: catalytic activity; carbohydrate binding. The transcript has 2 exons. The record is from RefSeq and is a predicted model, not a curated record.